This is a messenger RNA of Vitis riparia (riverbank grape), 914 nucleotides long. Its product is annotated as LOB domain-containing protein 42-like. The coding region runs from base 48 to 773 and encodes 241 amino acids. The transcript has 2 exons. Gene Ontology annotation, biological process: regulation of gene expression. The record is from RefSeq and is a predicted model, not a curated record. NCBI's taxonomy places the organism in Eukaryota, Viridiplantae, Streptophyta, Magnoliopsida, Vitales, Vitaceae.
CCCUUAUUUUCUUAUCUCUCAUCACUUUUGGUGUGAAGAAUUGGACCAUGAGAACAAGCUGCAAUGGGUGUAGGGUUCUUCGCAAGGCAUGUAGCCAAGACUGCAUCAUCAAACCUUGCCUUGAGUGGAUCAAAAAUCCUGAUUUCCAAGCCAAUGCUACUCUCUUCCUUGCCAAAUUCUAUGGCCGUGCAGGUCUCAUAAACCUCAUCAAUGCCGGACCCCAACAACUUCGCCCCGCCAUAUUCAGAUCGCUGCUUUGGGAAGCUUGUGGACGGGUAGUGAAUCCAAUAUAUGGGUCCGUCGGAUUGCUCUGGUCCGGUGACUGGAACCGCUGCCUCGAUGCCGUGGAUGCAGUGCUCAGAGGUGUUCCCAUCGCCAGAAAACCAUCUGAAGCUACCUCCAGCAGCCCGAGCGACCAUCCUGUAAAGGCCUAUGACAUACGUCAUGUCUCUAAGGAUUUCAAAUUCCCUACUACUGAAAACCUCAAUAGAGUCACAGCCCCAACCCCAAAACCGUUCAAGCGUUCUUCUAAGUCCAAGCCAAAACCUCAAGCCAGCUUGGUUUUCGACUUUGCAACCAAACCAGCCGCAGAUCAGUCUGAUAAGUUUUGUGACGUUAGAUUGCCGUGGCCUAGCUCACACGAGUUCAAUCAAACGCCGAGUCACGGACCGUCGUUAGGUUAUCACCUAGAAUGGCUUACAAAAUUAGAUAGGGAAAGUGAUAAGAGCAAAGUAAAGUUGGAACUGACUCUUGGUUCUGGGACCAACUUUUAGCACCCAUUUGGCUGCUCCUUUCAAGGGCCGGGCAGAGAUGGAUAGUUGUGGUGCUGAAUCGCCGGAACAGAUGUCCAUUUGUUUGUUAUUUUUAUGAUAUGGGAAUCAAUACAUUAUUAGCAUUUCGCAAAAUUAACCAAA